CUCAGUCAAUUGGCAACUCCUUUUAAUCGCUACCAGCGGAGGGGCUGGGAGUUCGAAAUGGUUCUGCUGUUUUAUACUCUGUAUGGAUUUGCCAUAUUUUUCUUUGGUGGAUGGUGUUUCGUGUGGCUUUUACACAUAAUUGCUAUUUUAAACGGGAAACUGAAGCUUCAUAAAAAAUUCCAGCUACCAUCUCCCGAAGUUCCAUUACCUGGAGUAUCAAUCUUGAAGCCUUUGACAGGAGUGGACCAAAACCUGUUUAGUAAUUUGGAAUCAUUUUUUACUAUGAAUUAUCCCAAGUUUGAAUUACUUUUUUGUAUUGAAGACGAAAGUGAUCCUUCCAUAAUGCUAGUGAAAAAGUUGAUGGAAAACCAUCCAGAAGUAGAUGCCAGUAUUUUUAUUGGAGCCCCUAAAGUAGGUGUCAAUCCAAAGAUUAAUAAUAUGAACCCUGGGUAUGAAGCAGCCAAGUAUGAUCUUAUUCUAGUCUCAGAUAGUGGAAUCAGAAUGAAGGAGGAUACGCUACUCGAAAUGGUCUGUGCUAUGACUGAUAAUGUGGCUCUUGUUCACCAAAUGCCAUUCACAUGUGAUAGAAACAAUUUCCCUGCUGUCAUGGAAAAGGUGUAUUUUGGAACAUCUCAUGCAAGAAUAUAUCUUGCUGCAGAUUUGUUUCGAAUAAAUUGUCCAACAGGAAUGUCAGCUUUAAUGAGGAAGAAACUUCUAGAUGAAGUUGGAGGGAUGAAAGCAUUUGGCCAGUACUUAGCAGAAGAUUUCUUUUUUGCCAAAUCAUUUACAGAUAGAGGAUGGUCUCUCCGAAUAAGUUCUCAACCAGCAUGGCAAAAUUCUGGUUUAUGUGAAAUAACGAAUUUUAAUAAUCGCGUAUCAAGGUGGGCUAAAUUAAGAUUUGCAAUGGUACCAUACACAAUAGUUUUGGAACCUCUUUCUGAAUGCGUUGUCCUGGGAGCCUGUGCUGCAUGGGCUGUCAACGUCCUCUUUCAGUGGGAUGUUUUCGUAGUGUACUUAGUCCACAUCUUAGCUUGGCUAAUUUUAGACUGGGUUCUCUUGAAUGUAAUACAGAACUCUGCACUGCCAUUCAGUAAAAUGGAUUUUGUAAUUGCUUGGAUGUUUCGUGAGUUAGGUGCUUUUUACCAUUAUUGUCUGGCACUUUUUGACCCAAAGAUACAAUGGCGGACUCGUACAUUUUACUUAAAAUGGGGAGGCCUGGCCGAAGAAUUUAAUCCUCGAAUAUGAACUUCUGCAGCAUCUCUGAUAGGACAGUGACUGAUGCAAUUGAAUGAGCCAGUAUAUGAAAAAGUCUCCAGCAGGUACCUGAUGAUUUUCAACUGGCAACUACAAAACUGUGUUAUCAAAUUUUUCUUCGACUGCUGGUCAGUGAAUUUGUGGCUUGUGAUGUACAGAACAAUUUUUUGUACAAAGUUCCUUUAAAGGAGUCCACUUACUGUGAUUUAUUUUACCUCCCGAAGGGACCGCUCUUUGCUCAAAUUAUCAUGUAGUUGAUUGUUUCUCCUAAAUCCUCCUACUCAUGUGUGCAUGUGAAUCUGUGCCCACAUGUGCAGAUUUAACCAAGUCUUUUUAUUCUGUGAUUUGUUUGAAAUUAAUGACCGCCUUCUGACUCUUGAGUUACUGCAAUUAUAAUAGUAUUCAGUGCCUGAAAAAAAUUUGUGAACAGUCUUACUUGUUGCUGCCAAGUUUUGUUCUGCUUGCUCGUUAAAGGUAUGGACAGCUGCCGUAUUCGAACUCUGUAAGCUGCUCCAAUCAAUCUGACUUUAUCAUAUUGGAAUUAUUGUUCGUUUUCAAGAAAAUUGAUCAUCAUCACUUAUCUUAAUUGCAGUUUUUGAUAUCAAAAAAAGUUACCUUAAUCGACAUCACAAAGAGAUUUUUAUCAGUUGGUGAUGAUUUAGUGCAUUUCAGAGUGCAUAGUUUCUUAAUCAGAAUUACAUAAUAUUUAAGCAGAGCAAAACUCCCUUUAAAAAGUCAUUUUGUUUAAAAUUAUAUAUAUAUAUAUAUACAUUAUAUAUGUUCGUGUGUGUCUCAAUGGACUCAUUAAUUCUUAAUCACCUGUAAAUGUAUGUUGUGUUGUUUGAAUAGUCUAUGGAUUAUUUUAAACAUUAAAUUUAGUUUGUUGGUACAAAUCAUCUGAAAAUGAAGAUAUAGUUAUAUGUAGAUGUACAAAUUUUACUGUAUAUUAUAAAUGAAAGAAUUUAGAUAUUUAGAUACCAUCCCUUCUUUGUGGUGUGAAGAUAAAAAUUUAUUAUUCUUACAUAACAUAAUUAGGUAAAAAUUUAUUAUCAUGACUACUUAAUUAUUGUUCCAGUAUGUGUUCAAAUUUCUCAAAUUAACUGGGGGAGUGCUAUUAAAAUGUUUCAGUUUGAAUCGUUCUUCAAUGAAAAUAUGUCAAUUAUAGAAAUCAAAUGGUCUGUAAUCAAUUUUCAUUAAUAAAUUCUUUUUAGAAAAUAUAUUUUAAUAUUUUAGAUUUAAAAAGUUUUUAUCUACUUGUUUUUAAAAUACUGUACUGCAAAUAUGCAAGGUAUUUAUUUUGUGUCUUACAAUUAAGAUCUCAGCAAGUAUUCCUUUUUUUUCUUUAUUGAAAACAAAUUUGGGUACUCUUUAUGUUUGAUUUUUGUUUUUUCUAAUCCUGGGACAAAUGUAAACCUUCUAAUCUUGUGAAUUCAAAGAAACUUUUUUUUUUUGUUUGUUUGUUUGUUUCCAUUUUUAACAAUGCAAAGCAAAAAUAAUUAUCUAUACAUCUUUUUUAGUUGCAACAUCUUUUAUGAUCUCCCUUUUUAAAAAAAUGCAAUUAAAAGGAUUUCAUAUUUUCUUUUUUGUUUGAAAUUUUGUAUAUUUUAUCUUUGCUUAACAUAGUACUUAUUAAGUCCAGGUUUAAAGCUUUAUUAAGGGGGAAAAGAAAUUUUUGGUAAAAAAAAUCUUAGAUUUAUAAAUUUAUCAUCUUGAUGUUUUCCCAUCCACUAAUAUACACUAAAAGGUCAUCAUCAUACAGCCACAGAUAUCAAAUGCUAAAUGCCAUACUUUUUUCUAUUUGAAAUUUUUUGUAAGAAUGUUUAUAUGUAGCUUUGAAGUGUUUAUAAAUUUUUGAAAUGCAAGAUUUUCUGCAUAACAUAUGUUAUUAAUACUAUGUGCAGUGCUUAAUAUCCUGGUUUUAAUUUUUCUUUUUAUACAUUUAUUCAGUUUAUAGUUUCUUAUAUUUAAAUUUGCUGACUAAUAUCUGUUAACUCUUUUUAGUGUAAGAUUUAGUAUUAGUUGUAUUUUAAUUUAUUAUGAAUUAUUUCUUGAAUUGUCCUUAAUCUAGACCUAAAUAACAAAAUAAUAAAAUAAAAAUAAGUUUCUUUUAAAUAAUAUAUAAAUUAAAAAUUUAUUUAAUGUAAAAUGAAAAUAUAUUUGUAUAUAGCUUUUUUAAUUCAUACUUGCCUAAGUAGAAUGUGUAAUAUUUCAAAAAAAAAAAAAAAAAGCAGUAUCUUGCUCAUUGUAAGAUUUUCAUAUCAAAUACUCCGUCUUGUUAACAAUAAAUGUUCAUUUAUUUGUAAAGGAUGUCUUAUGCUUCUAGGUACUUGCCUCAUCUCUGCUGCAUUAUGCCGUGUUCUUCAUUGUUAAGUUUUAGUUGUAAUGCAAAAAUUUUGAAAACUAACAAUGAAACUGUAAUUAUGGAAUGUGAAUUUUCAGCUGUAGCUUCACUGUUAGUUUUCAGAGUUCAUUUCUUGAAUUUAUAUGGUUUGUGAAAUAGUGGUUGUGAAUUUCUGUUUUUAGAAAGUAGGUAGUUUUAUAAUGUAUUUCAAAUGAGAAAUUUCUUUCAUUUUGCAGUUCAUUCAACACCUCCCCCAAGAUAAAUUUUGUGUGUAAGAUUAUCUGUUUUGUAUUGAUCAUUAUUCUCAAAAAUUAAAGCUGAGUUAAUGUCUUUAAUAAUUAUGUUUACAAUUGUAAAAUUUUCUUUUGUGAUAUGUGAAGCAAAGAAAUGUAUUUACAAGAGGCUGAAAUGUGGUAUUUUAAUUUCCUUACUGUGUGAUACACAAAGAAUGAAUUUAUUAUAUUUUAUUAGCCCCUUUCAUGAAAUAAUGUUUGUUAGUGAAAUAUUUAAAUGUUUUCAUUAAUAUGGUGGCCUUUUGCAUGUAUUCUCAGCUAAGAGAAAAACUAUUUAUUUUUACUCAAUAUCCAUAUUGUGUUUAUCGAUUCAAGGUUCCAAAUCUUCCAUUUGUUUUAACAUUCCAUUUCAUGUACCAUGAGUGUAGUGUCAGCAAGGUGAAAAUUUGAGUGUUUUUCCAAUAACUUCAGCAGAGUUUAUUAAUAAAACUGAUGAAAAAAAUAAUUUUUGUUGUAGUUGUAGAAGUCAGUGAUUCUGUUAUGUUUUUUGAAAUCUUGAAAGUUAUGUUCAAGAUGUGGCACUCUUUAAUGAACAUUUGCGAAGGUAUCCUCACAUUAAAAUUAUUUCAUUUAUUUUAAAAGCUUGCUUGUGUUACAUCUGUGCAAAUAACUCUUUUUAACUGUAAAAGAAAUUGUCAUAUUUUUUACUUCAAAACAAACAUUUAUUAGACUGUUACAAUGUAUCACUUGCCAUCUUAUUUCAAAUGCCAAGAAGGAUUGUUUUUUCUAUUUCAUGUUGCAGCAAAAUAUGCCAUCUGUUUAUAAAUUGGUUCAGGAUAUUAGUAACUAACAAAUGAACUUCAUCUGUAAAACUGGUAUUAAACUACUGAUUUUAUUGCAAUUCUAAAACAUACUAACAUGACUGUUAGUGGUAUAAUUGAUACCACAAAAAUAUAUGGAUUUGUUGAUAGCCACUUGUUACUAAUUUCAGUGUAGAUACUAAUAUCUGCUGCUACUUGUUUAAAUUGCAGUGGCUAUGCGAAGAUCAUUAUUUUAGUGAUUGAUGGGCAAAAUUGUAAGAUUUGGCUAUUGAGAUGAAAAUGUCCAGUUUUUAAAAUGCAUUCAUUCCUAUAAUCAAAAACAUUUUGAUGAAUUUGGAUUAUGUGAUUAUUUUUUCACGAAAUGAAGUUAUGUGCUCCAAGUUUCAAAUACAUUUGAAAGGAUAGUAUGUUGUUGAAUUAAAUCAAGUUUCAUUUAACGAAGUGCAUUCUAAAUUUUUGCAGAUGUGUUAAUUUUUAGAAGAAAUUUAUGAUCUUGCAUUUUAUGGGAUUUCCUUUAGUAUUUACUGAAAUUAAAUUGGAUUUUAUUUUUUCUAAAGCCAAAGCAGUUUUAAUUAACAGUAGCAUUAAAAGGCUAAAAUCAGUUGUAUAUUUUUCAACAAAGAAUGACUGGAAAAUUAAUAGCUUUUAUUUUGAUUUAUGGAAUAAGUUGAGCAUGGAAUAUUGGGUAACAUGUAAAAAAUCGUGUAACAUGUAAACAUAUGUUGAGAAUGAAAGUCAUUUAAUUUUUGUCAGCAUUUCUGAAAAAGAAAAAAAAAUUUUUUUUUUAAUCUUCUUAUCUGAAAAUAUAUAUUGUUAAAAGUUAUAAACCAAGCUGUUUUGUACUGAGAUAAGCAAUAUAUUGCAUUAAGAACAUCUCUUAUUCUAUACCAAAAUUCUGUAGAUAUUCAAAAAAAUUAUUAUUUGGAUGUUAAAAUUUAGUCUAAAAAUCAUCAUUCAUACAGCCAAAAACUCCUUUACAGAAUUGAUGACGAAAGUUCACUAACUUUAAAGUACUUAUUGAUAUGAAAAGCAAACAACAUUCAUUCAUUCCAUAGUAAUGAGAUACAAACACACUUCUCAUUUAUAAAGGAAAAGAAAAGAGGGGUAAAAUAAUUACCCCUCAAAAAGUCUCCUGAUUGUUUUUAAAUUAUUGGGUGUCUCAUUAACAACCUGUCCGCAGACGUAAAAGGUCGCAGGUAGCAUAGCCAUGAGGUCAAGCAAGGGAAAUGUCUUCUCUUUAGCUGCAGAAGUCCUCUCUAUAGUCAGUCAGAUGUGCUUGGCCAGAGCCAGUCACAUGUGUCACCCUCCCAAGUACUGACCCCGACCGCUGCUUCUUGAAACAGGAAGUGAGGGGAGGAAAUGAAAUUUUUGAAAGUGAAUUGUGUCCUUAAAUUAUCAUCAGGAAUGGGAUGUCAUUUAAUCUUCCUCUUCCGCGACUUUCAUGAUAGCAUUGGUGCUCGAAAUCCAGCUGCUAAUUUUUCUGCUGUUCCUUUGGCUGCUCUGAUUUUUCCUAUCUGAUCGAUGAUGUUUCCUAUGAAGUUCAGAAUUUUUGGGUCUUGUAACCAAAAUCAAGAGAAGAAAAAAAAUGCAUUAUUUCAAGUACAAUAGGCAAGGAACACCAACUGCUAUUGGCUGAAAAGGUAUUCUUCUUGAAUAUAUAUUUAUGUGGCGCUUAUGGAUCCGUCAUUUUAAAUGAGCUCCUGUCUGUUGUAUUUAUUGCAUUAGUCUGCAAAGAGAUAACAUUGGUGCAUAUCUGACAGAUUAAAAAUUAAGUGUAUCUUAAAUUAUGUCAUUUAGAUGUAAUUUAGAAAACAUGGUAAAAAGAGAUUGAUUUCAAAAUCUCCUGAAGUGUUUAAGCAGUUAUAGAUAGAUAAAUUUGAAAGAUCUUAUGCUUUGCCUUAUGGCAGUAUUAAUGACUAUUAUUUGUAAUGCUGCACAGAAAAUAAUUAAAGAUCUUAUGUUUCACUAUAGUUACAUAAUUAUAAAUGACAAAGAUAUUUCUGAUGUCAGAACUAGCUUUAUAUGCUAGAUAAGUCAUAAAAAAUUGCAAUAUUUGAUAAAGUAGCAUUGUUUUGUGAUUUUUCAAGCAUUUACAAUGCAGUUUCCAAGUUGGGAGGAUGAGUUCUCAGAAUAAAGAAUAACUAAACAUAUAUAUAUAUAUAUAUAAUGAUUGCAUGCAUCAAUUCAUUUAUUUUAUAUUCAUCAUUGUUAACAUAUUUCUUUUCAACCAUUAUUUGAAUACAUUUUAUGGCAGCUGGUGAGAGAUAAAACAUUCCUUUAAUAAAUAUGAGUUAAAGCUGUAAAAAGAGGAAUAACAAUGAUAUUUCAAAAAUAUAGCUAGAAUUUGUGAAAUUCUGAAAAUCUCAUUAUGGUGAGAAAAUGCUUCAUACUUUUUUUGAGUGGAAUAUAAAUACCAAUCUGAGAUUUAUAAGCUGUAGUUUUGUGUACCAAAUGUACAUUCUUCUGUGACAGUUUAUGUAAACAUAAACUAAUUAAUAAAAAAUUAAUGAACUAACAAAGUGUGCUUCAAGGUAUAGACUGCAAAUUUCAUGUAACACUGAGGAUUCAUUUUAAUUGCAGAGAAUGGAAAACUGCAAAUAGGUCUUAAAAAUGUAGCUACUAAACUGAUGUAAAUUGGCAGUAUAAAAAUCUGUUUGGGCAUGCCAUGUUGAUCUGUAACUUCAAAAUACUGGCAAAAUUGAGAGUUUGAUAAUGAAAAGCUUUGUUAAUUUUUAUUUAUUUAGUUUUACCUUGCUUUUCUUUGAGGAUUUGAAAUUAAUAUUAACAAAUAUAUUCUUUCUUGGGGGGGGGAGGAAUGCACAGAUCAGCUGUGUGUUUUUAUUUGAAGUUCAAAAGUUGUAAGACUUUUCUUGUGAUGUGCAUAAUAUACGGCAUUAGAAAAAUCUUUUAUAAUCUAUAGUAAUGGGCAAAUGUUCAUAAAACUUACGAAUUAAAUCGUGAAAUGGCUAUAUUUGUAAAUUGCAUCCACUGGAGAUAAUCAGAAGUACUUCUAUUAUUUUUAAAUUGUUCAUUUAUACUGUUUUAAUUUGAAGGCUAAUUUAAAAAUUUUAUUACAUUAACUGCAACAUCAUUGAGAACUGGUGGUAUACAAGGCUACUUAGAUGAUAUAUGAAAGAUCUUAUGCCUGGAAGUUUGGUAACGCUUGCCAGACUACAUGGAUGAUAAAUGCCUGGCAAUGUAAUAUAGUGAACGUUGUGGGGAGGGGACCAGAAAGGGUGGUUAUAUAUGUUUAUGAUGAUGGUUAAAAAAGGGAAAAGGGCUGUUUAUACAUGAAAUAGGAAUGCAAUUUCGUGACAUUUUAAAUCUUUCUUUUGGCAUUCUCUAUACUUAGACUGUUAGUUAAAACUGUUGAGAUGUCUAAUUCUUAGUUAUAAAUUGCCUAUAAAAAAUACUUUUUUUGUGUGCUGCAUCUUGGAUAGUUGUGGCAGAUGUUAGUAGUAAACCUGGUAUACUUAUUAGAAAUAUUUUCUCUUUUAAUAUUUAGUAUUGUAAUAGUGCCCAGAAUGAUUUUGUCAAUACUAAUUAUUUUGUGCCAGAAUGCUUUCCUGUAUUUGCAGUUGUGAUACUAUUCUGUAAAAGAAAGUGAAAAAGCUUUAAAGAAAAUUUUUAUUUGCUGAAAAUUGUGCCUGUGUGAAAUAAAUAUUGGUGAAAGGAGGUGAAAAAAAUCUCCCACAGCCUGUGCAAAAAAUCCUGUACUCAGGUCUCCAGACUAUUAAGAGUUUUGGGAAAACCCUGCUUUUCACUUGUUUGAAAUGUGUAAAGAAAUACACCUGUAAUAAAGUGUAAAAAUUUGC
Stegodyphus dumicola is the source of this 8464-nucleotide messenger RNA. It is a transcript of the gene GlcT, whose product is annotated as ceramide glucosyltransferase. Gene Ontology annotation, molecular function: ceramide glucosyltransferase activity. Gene Ontology annotation, cellular component: membrane. Gene Ontology annotation, biological process: glucosylceramide biosynthetic process. Lineage: Eukaryota; Metazoa; Arthropoda; Arachnida; Araneae; Eresidae. The record is from RefSeq and is a predicted model, not a curated record.